AUGGCGAAAGCGGCCAAGUACGCCAAGGUGGGUUUGGCGGCCGAGGGGCGGCUAGUGGGGGGGCGACGGGGAGGCCUCAGCACCCCGCUCUCCCUUUUUCUCUGUGCUCCGCAGGUGGAGGAGGAGGAGGCGGCGGCGGCGGCGAGUGACUCGGGCGCCCUCUCCGCCUUCCUGGGCUGGUGCGCCGACGCGGGCCUGGAGCUGAGCGCUAAGGUACGGCCCGCCAGGGGCUUCCGCGGGCCGGAAGGGAUUGGACCAGCCGCUCCCUGCCGGCGGGGAGAGACUGGCCGAGGGGGAAAGGCCCCUCCAUCCCCCCCGCCCAGGGAAAAGCAAGAGGCUUCCUUGCCGAGGCCCCGUGGCCAGGUGUUAAGGGGAGGCCGCUCUUCAUUCAUUCAAAUUCCCUUUGAAUUUCACCUGCCUUUGCGGGUGACUCCUACAACACAGGGGGAGGAGGUGCGGUUCCCAGCAGUAAAGGAGCGGAAGGCAGUGCAGAACCACCCGGAAAAUUCAAGCCGAAAUGAAACUUGUAGCAGUAAAUAUGCACCCGGCCUAAUAAUAAAAUGCUUUAAAACAAAAACAUCCAUCCGAAGGAACCCGGCAGCAGCAAACAACAGAAACCGGCAUGAAUAAGAUAAUGAAAAUGUGGCGUUUCAAGACUUGUAGUAACUUUAAUCUUGUUGCUUCACAUGCAUCAAUAAGCACCAUUUUACUCUGCAUUAGUCUAGUCUUGCUCCUUUUCCUGCUUCCAUUCUAACAGCUGCUAAUGGUGGGUUAAUAUUGCCACUCUGGGGCAGCUGAAAUAGUUAGAAAAUGGUUGUAUCACUCUUUAGUCACCUGGCUUGUGUUACCAGCAAAUUGGAAGGGGGGGGUGAGAGAGGUCUCUCACCCCCCCACCCGAAACGAGAAAAUAACAGCAACAUAUCUGCAAAGGCAUUGCAUCUGCAAGAGUGUGACUCCCCACUGAACCCCAGGUCUCCAACAAAGGAAAAUAGCAAUUCACUAUUUGUAUCUAUGUACUGGCUGAGUGGGAAAACUUCAGAAAUUCAUAAGAAGCCACGUAGAAUCAUAGAAUCAUAGAAUCAUAGAAUCAUAGAGUUGGAAGAGACCACAAGGGCCAUCGAGUCCAACCCCCUGCCAAGCAGGAAACACCAUCAGAGCACUCCUGACAUAUGGUUGUCAAGCCUCUGCUUAAAGACCUCCAAAGAAGGAGACUCCACCACACUCCUUGGCAGCAAAUUCCACUGUCGAACAGCUCUUACUGUCAGGAAGUUCUUCCUAAUGUUUAGGUGGAAUCUUCUUUCUUGUAGUUUGGAUCCAUUGCUCCGUGUCCGCUUCUCUGGAGCAGCAGAAAACAACCUUUCUCCCUCCUCUAUGUGACAUCCUUUUAUAUAUUUGAACAUGGCUAUCAUAUCUCCCCUUAACCUCCUCUUCUCCAGGCUAAACAUGCCCAGCUCCCUUAGCCGUUCCUCAUAAGGCAUCGUUUCCAGGCCUUUGACCAUUUUGGUUGCCCUCCUCUGGACACGUUCCAGUUUGUCAGUGUCCUUCUUGAACUGUGGUGCCCAGAACUGGACACAGUACUCCAGGUGAGGUCUGACCAGAGCAGAAUACAGUGGCACUAUUACUUCCCUUGAUCUAGAUGCUAUACUCCUAUUGAUGCAGCCCAGAAUUGCAUUGGCUUUUUUAGCUGCCAUGUCACACUGUUGGCUCAUGUCAAGUUUGUGGUCAACCAAGACUCCUAGAUCCUUUUCACAUGCCCUCUCUGUGUCCUUCGGCAUAAUGGGGAUGCUUAGCUCAUAGCUUCAGCUAAUUGUAACUUAGCUGCUUCUCCUGUUUGGUUAAUCAGUGAAAUAUGUCAUUGUGGAGAGCCAAGGAUGAAAGGAAAGGAGAAAGAGUAGGAGUUGUGUAGACAGAAUCUCUGCCCCCUUUGGAACUUUGUUCUCUUCUCCUCCCUCUGGGGAGAAGAACCUAGAGCAUGGCUUACAUUGUACCUUGUGGAAUUUAAAUUGAAGCUGUUUGGGGAGCUGAUCUUUGCUGAAAUGCAGGAAAUUAAACCAAGUACAUUUUCUCUAGCUCCCAGGUACCAGUAGGAAUCCUUGGGCGGCAGCAACAUGACUGACACCAGGUCAUGCAAUUGUUUUUCCUGGACUUGAGAAAAUGCCUUCCUAGAUUGCUGAGUGAGAGGAACUGCUUGAGUAAGAAGCUGUUGUUUCUUGUUCCCCUCAUCACAGUCCCUGAAAUCAAACCUGUAAAAAAUCUUAAUGAAAAAAUUUACAGGUCUGUUGUUGGGCAAAAAGGCACACCCUUGAUUCAGAUCUCAGGCACACCCUUGCUUUUUGGUGCUUGGAUUCUGUUUUCAUCACUUUGGAAGCAGCUGUAUUUGGGUGUGCAUGGGUCUCACCUAUCAGGCCCAUCACCUGCAGUGGUUCCUUAGGGUAUUGCUUCUCCUCUGGGGAGCAUAUAGGGGGCAGGUAAAGGCCUGGUUCAGCCAAAAGGGACUUUGCAGGCACUACUGAUCAGCAGGCUGACAGGGCCUACAAAGCCUAUUUCAAAGUGCUGCAUGAAAUAGAGCUUUGAGAAGGACUUCUGAAGACCCCUGUGAUGCUAUGGGGUUGCCAGGCCCAAAAGGGGUUGGAGAGAGAACAGUUUGGCCCAUUGAGCUAAAAAGCUCCCCCAUCCCUCAUGCAGCCUUUCCACAGAGUGUACUUUCUCGGCAGCAGAUGGGUGGGAGGCUCUGCUUUCUUCCAUCCCUCUCCAGAAUUUUCUCCUGUCUCUGAAGAGCAUUCACAGCAAAUUUGGUGUAUUUCAGGGGAAUGCUUCAGAGUGUAAGGCAAUGCUUCCUAAGAGUGAAAAACGGGGAAGACGUCUGCUACUCUACCUUCUGUCUUCCUCCUCCAACUGCAACCAUUUUGUUAUUGCUCAUCUGUUGCACACAUUGCAGGAGUGGAGAAAACUGCAGGAGAUGAGUGGGGCAGAGGAAAACUUUUUCUUGGGAGAGUCUCAGGACUGGACAGGAUCUGUCAAGUUUUACUUCCCUCUUUUGUCUGCAGGAGGUAUUGAAAAUGGUUGCGACUCAGUCCAUCUGCAAAGGCCAAGAGAUCUUCAACACUUACGGGGAGAUGGCAAACUGGCAGCUCCUCCACAUGUAUGGCUUUGCUGAACCGUAUCCUGGCAACACAAACGAUGCUGCUGACAUCCAGAUGCUGACACUAUGCAAAGCAGCACUGCAAGGCAAGAGGCUGGCCAGGAGACACUUUUUUAAAAAAGAAACAUAAAUCAGCAGAGUAAGAGGAUAUCUGAAAAUCCAUCUGUCUGUCACCUUGUGUUGCUUUUUCCAGCUGUGUUUUUAAUAGGCGGAGGCUGCAUUUAAAUACAGGUGUUUAUAUGUGACUUCUGCAGUUGCUGGUGGCAUCCAGAGCAGAACAGCUUGAUUACUUUGCUUCCCAAUCUUGCAUAACACCUCCUGGGUCAUAAUGCCAAUUUAAAACAAAAUAAUCUGAAGGCAUGGAACUUUCCUCCAUGAUGCUCUGGAUGGCAUUCAAGGUUUUCAGUCUCACCCUCUCUCCCCCCUUCACAACUCUGUGGGACAAGUUAGGCUGAGUAUGCAAUCCAAAGUCUUGUUGGGACUGAGUGAGGACUCGAAGCUGGGCCUCUCUGGCCCCUGCCAGGCACUGUUAGCUGCAGCACUACACUGGAUUAGACGAAAUGAUGCACUUCUGCUUUUGACUGCAGCCAAUGCUCCCUCUGCUGCCUGUUGAACCUGCACCUGCUUUUCUCUCCCUCUCCCUCCACCAGCUACAAAGACAGAAGCUCAACGGCAGCUGGUCUUGGAGCAGUGGGACUUCCUCUGCCAGAUGGAGAUGGUGGGUGAGGAAGGGGCUUUUGUGAUCGGCUGGGAGAGAGUCUUAACUGAAGAAGAGCUGGCCAUGGCAUUGAAGGUGAGGGCUCUGGCUGGUUGCUGCGCCAUUAGACUCCUGGGAGGCCAUUUUACUCCCGUACAUGCUUGCUGUGAUUACUUAAGCAGUUGACGACAGAGUUUUACUUUACAGGGGUGGCAUGUUGGACUUAAUCUGAAGAUUCUUUCAGUUUAGAUGGAGGAAGGACAACUUAUUUCUGUUGGUCAGUGGAGGUGUGACUUGUGAAGGCUUCUUCCCAUGGCAGGCAGGGAGGCUUGAGGUUGCUUGGGGGCUUGCUUAUGCCACUUUGGCACCUGGGCAUUGCAGCCCCAGAAUAGGAGAAGAGUGCUUCAGUCUUAGCUGUUUGGGUAAGGAGCAAAUUCCUCUGUCAGUCUGCAGAUUGCAGGGGGGUGCGCAGCUGUGCUUUGUUUUUUGCUGGGGGCAGCACAAUGCACUGGUCAUUUUGACGUCUUUCCAGGGCUUGUCUCCACUGGAGGCAUUGCCCAUUACAGAUGUCGCUCUGGGGGCUGUCUGUGUGCUUUGGUGUUUUUGUGCAAGCCCUCCCUAUCCCUGGGUUCUGAGACGCCUCCUAAGGAAGGGCACAGCAAGCAAUGGAGAAGCUAUUAGUUGGGCAAGUGUGCUUUUUCCUCCAGCGGCUGGCUCACUUGCUGGACCGGGGUGAAGAUAUGCACAUGUACUCUUGGCCUGCUACUGCUGUCUAUUUUAAUGGACGGGAUUUAGAAAAUGUAGGAAGCAGCCUUCAUUCCACUUCUCAUGAGUUCUGCUACAUGGCAUGCAAAUUCUUCCACUGAGACUCUUUAAGUUGUUGCUUUCUGCUGAAGUCCCAGGCAGCUUCCACCACGUUCUCUCUUUAUGCAACCACCCCUUCCCCACGUAAUCAGCAGUAUAUUCCGUACUGGAAUGAAUGGGGCAGGUCUGAACUUUUUGUGCUGUGUGGCAAUGACGUAUCUUCUGUGGUGCUGUCAUUGUUCCCAGGAAAGGGAGAAAUGUGACUAGAGAGAUUCUGCUUCCAUCCCUUGGGACUUCUUUCUCUGUGGCUUUUGGAGGCCAACAGCCUCACUGACCUUGAGCUCUAAGUAGUCUGCCAAAUUUCCUGCAGGUGCUUGUCAAAGGACAGUUUUAGUACUAAUAUAUACAGUGGUGCCUUGGUUCUCAAACUUAAUCCAUUCCAGGAGUCAGUUCCACUCCUGAAACUGUUCGAAAACAAAGGCACGGCUUCUGAUUGGCUGCAGGAGCUUCCUGCACUCAAGCGGAAGCUGAGUCGGACGUUUGGCUUCCGAAAAAUGUUUGCAAACCGGAACACUUACUUCCGGGUUUGCGGCGUUCGGGAGCCGAUUUGUUCGGGAGCCAACCCGUUCAAAUACCAAGGUACCACGUAGUUUAUUUUGCUUUGAACAUAAUCACUAACCAAGUUACAUACAUGGAUUAAAUGCUGUGUGCCUUUAUACACAUUUAUAUUUCUUGCUGCCUGUUCCAGUUGUCUCGAUGGAAAUUUAAUUUCAAACAUUUUGAAUGACGUGUGUCUGCUGUUCCUCCAAAUUCUGCCUAUGGAAACUAGCAAGUGUCCCCUCCCCCCAAUUAUGUAAACAUCGUAUCCAUCUAAUUUUAAUGUUUUGCAAGAUGCUCUCACAAAUUUACUUCAUUAUAUUAUGACUCUCUUCCAGAAUGUAACUUAACUUGGGAGAGGGGAAGGUCCAUAGUUUUAAAUCCUGAGAAGCAACAGCAGGAUCCCUUUUGGAGAAUGUUUACCAACAUGUGUGGGGCUGUUGAUGCCUUGAAGUUACUUAAGAGACCAAGAAGGUAGCUCUCAAUAAUCCCAGUUCUUUGUGGCUGUAGGUGCUGACUAUGUCUGCAGAUGAGUUCAAGGAGUUUAAGGAGCAAGAGACCCAGGAACCCAAAGCAGGCGAGGAUGGGGCUAUGUUCCUGAUGCUCUCAAAUACUACAAUACCAAGGCUUGAAGCCUCCUGGAAGAAGUUGCUCUUUGAUGCUACACUGCUAACCCUGAAGUCAUACAGCUCAGACUUAAAAGCAGAGGAAGAAAUGCUCAGAGACCCUCAAGCUUAUUCAAAACUAAGCUGCCGGGAGAAGUUUGCCCUGCAAGUGCGUUAUGGCCAGAAGAUGAUUUUGCACCAGUUGCUGGAGCUAGCAAGCUAG
This is a messenger RNA of Podarcis lilfordi (Lilford's wall lizard), 6068 nucleotides long. The record is from the annotation of a GenBank genome assembly. NCBI's taxonomy places the organism in Eukaryota, Metazoa, Chordata, Lepidosauria, Squamata, Lacertidae.